Molecule: messenger RNA, 2101 nt
Organism: Equus quagga
Lineage: Eukaryota; Metazoa; Chordata; Mammalia; Perissodactyla; Equidae
Gene: NPTX1
Product: neuronal pentraxin 1
Exons: 5
Coding region: 104-1402 (432 amino acids)
Biological process (GO): axonogenesis involved in innervation
Cellular component (GO): neuron projection; plasma membrane
Source: RefSeq, a predicted model, not a curated record
CCAGAGUGCGGGCCGCCCGCCGAGCCCCAGCCGAGCCCCGGCCAAGCCGAGCCCCAGCCGAGCCGAGCCGGGCCCGGAGCGCCCGGUCCCAGCGCCCGCAGCCAUGCCGGCCGGCCGCGCCGCGCGCACCUGUGCGCUGCUCGCCCUCUGCCUCCUGGGCGGCGGGGCCCAGGAUUUCGGGCCGACGCGCUUCAUCUGCACCUCGGUACCCGUGGACGCCGACAUGUGCGCCGCGUCCGUGGCCGCCGGCGGCGCCGAGGAGCUCCGGAGCAACGUGCUGCAGCUCCGCGAGACCGUGCUGCAGCAGAAGGAGACCAUCCUGAGCCAGAAGGAGACCAUCCGCGAGCUGACCACCAAGCUGGGCCGCUGCGAGAGCCAGAGCACGCUGGACGCGGGCGCCGGCGAGGCCCGGACGGGCGGCGGCCGCAAGCAGCCCGGCUCCGGCAAGAACACCAUGGGCGACCUGUCCCGGACGCCGGCCGCCGAGACGCUCAGCCAACUCGGGCAAACUUUGCAGUCGCUCAAAACCCGCCUGGAGAACCUCGAGCAGUACAGCCGGCUCAAUUCCUCCAGCCAGACCAACAGCCUCAAGGAUCUGCUGCAGAGCAAGAUCGAUGACCUGGAGAGGCAGGUGCUGUCUCGGGUGAACACUCUGGAGGAAGGCAAGGGGGGCCCCAAGAACGACACCGAGGAGAGGGUCAAGAUCGAGAGCGCCCUGACCUCCCUACACCAGCGGAUCAGCGAGCUGGAGAAAGGUCAGAAAGACAACCGCCCUGGAGACAAGUUCCAGCUCACGUUCCCGUUACGGACCAACUACAUGUAUGCCAAGGUGAAGAAGAGCCUGCCGGAGAUGUAUGCCUUCACCGUGUGCAUGUGGCUCAAGUCCAGCGCUGCGCCGGGGGUGGGCACGCCCUUCUCCUACGCUGUGCCCGGCCAGGCCAACGAACUGGUCCUCAUCGAGUGGGGCAACAACCCCAUGGAGAUCCUCAUCAACGACAAGGUGGCCAAGCUGCCCUUUGUCAUCAAUGAUGGGAAGUGGCACCACAUCUGUAUCACCUGGACCACCCGGGAUGGGGUCUGGGAAGCCUACCAGGAUGGCACCCAAGGUGGCAAUGGCGAGAACCUGGCACCCUAUCACCCCAUCAAGCCACAAGGCGUGCUGGUGCUGGGCCAGGAGCAGGACACUCUGGGUGGUGGAUUUGAUGCCACUCAAGCAUUCGUGGGUGAGCUCGCCCAUUUCAACAUCUGGGACCGCAAGCUGACACCUGGGGAGGUCUACAACCUGGCCACCUGCAGCACCAAGGCCCUUUCUGGCAACGUCAUCGCCUGGUCUGAGUCCCACAUUGAGAUCUACGGCGGAGCCACCAAGUGGACAUUCGAAGCCUGUCGCCAGAUCAACUGAGGCUCCAGGCCUGGCUGAGCCUCCCGGCCGUCAGCCCCCGGCCCCCGCCCACCUCCCCCUGCUUGUGCGGUGAUGAUCGUCGUCUCUUCUCUCCCUUUCCCCAGGAAUGACUCAAGGCCGUCGCCCUCGCACACGUGCACACGCAUACGCACACAGCCUGGUUUUGUCCUCAUGCACAGAAGCAGGCCCGGCUCCCAUCUGUCCCUGAGGAGGUCCCACUUCUCACUAGGAGCCCCAUGCUGCUUCUCAGGCAUGGCCCGUCACCGCUAAUGCAGGCGGCUGCAACAUUUUGAACAAUGCAGAAGUAGGUGAGAGGACUUGUGUGUGUGUGUGUGUGUGUGUGUGUGUGUGUCUCUGAGUGUGUGUCUCGGGGGAGGCCUUUUCUUUUAGGAUGAGGUAUUUCAUUUCCUUCUUUCUUUGUGGCUUUGGGAAAUCUCACGACUGGUCGAAUAUCUGUAUCUGCCAACUUUGUUAGCUGCCUGUGUGCCUUGGGGCUGGUGCAACUUCUUCAGCAACGCAUUUGUCUUUGUUUGCAAACCUUUUCCAGAGUGACAUGUCUCUGCUACGGUCAUGCGUCUCUUAAUGACGGCGAUAUGUGCUGAGAUGCGCCGUUAGGCAAUAUCGUCGUCGUGUGAACAUCAUAGUGUGCACUUACACAAACCUAGAUGGUAUAGCCUAUGACACACCUAGGCUCUAUGG